AGUUCACUAGAUGUCAGUCAUAUUUUCUGACGACCAUUUUACGUGAAAAAUGAAAGCAAAUAAGUGAAGAAAGAAACAUAGAAACACUUUGAGGAAGUUAAUUUAUUCGAAAAAAUAAAAAUCUCAAAUUCAAUAUACAAAACUGUAUAAUUGUCGAUCACAUCAGUCUAGUGAAAACAAAGAUUUUUUGUUUCCAAGAUGUCGAAUCCAGACGAAUUGCCACAUCCAAAAGCGGACUUUAACGCUCCGCCACCAUACGAAGCAACGGAUUAUACGGUUCCUUUACCGCCUCAAGCUCAAAGCAAAUUGCCCACUUAUGAAGAGGUACAGUUGGAAAAAAGCUUGCAUGGUGAGCUACCAAUGCCAUCGGUUCCGCCUGGUUCAACAGUGACUCGUGGGAAUCAGAUCGGUCCCAGUCAACCGGCGCUGACAUUCAUCGCCAUCGAUCCAACCGAUACAGAAAAUAUCACCGGAACGGAUAAUAGUCUCCUCGGCAGUGAUCUCAUGUUUGUGACUUCGUUUCUCGUCUCGUUUCUCUUCAACUGGAUUGGAUUCUUGAUGUUGACAUGCUUUUGUCACACAAUUGCGGCCCGGUACGGAGCUCUGUCCGGUUUUGGAUUGUCGUUAGCUAAGUGGACAUUGAUUGUGAAGCAUUCAACGGAUUUGGCAUCGCACGAAAAUUCGUGGCUAUGGUGGCUGAUAAUGGCAUUUGGAUUUUUGAUUUGUGUUAGAGCAUUAGUGCAAUACAUAAGCAUUAAGCGUACAUGGCGCUUAUUGUCUGCUUCAGCCCAGGAAAGAUUGUUGUUCUUUUAUUGAAUGUGAUUUUGUUUUAUUUCUGUUUUUUUAUCAUUUUCCCGAAAUAUUAAUGGGAGCACAGUGUUUUGUGCACUAUAAAAUUACACUUUUCAUUAGGAUAGUUGCUGCGUAAAUGUACGUCAAUUUAGGAAAUAAUCUUAAUCUUGUUUAUAAUUUAUUGAAAGGAUUUUAGCCAACUGAUACAUUAAUAAGAGACGGAGAUUUGGAGGCUACCAUUUCUCUUCUUUGAAUAUUUCCUUCGUCGCUUUUAAUUCGUCGAGAGUAAGCCGAGCGUUCAAACAACAAAUUUUAGAUGUACCAUCGAGAUGGACGUUUGUUGGGUAACGAAAAGGAAUAAAUGUAAAUAACUUAGUGGUAAAAAUCUUGUUAAUAUGACUACAGUUGUGACGAAGUGCUAAUGUAUUUACAGUGUUGCUACAAUGUUUACUGCCCAAUGGUAUUUCAGUUUACCGACUGAUUUUUACAAUUCAGGUUUUGUUUAGCUUUUGUUUGCCUUAAAAAAAAGUUCAAGAUCAGUGAGUCACAAAAUUAAACCAAUUGGUGUGCUAAAGUCACAGCAUCCUUUUCGGUGAAUAGAUUAGGCCUAAUAUUGGAAUGUAUGACGACCGAAUAUUUCCUUUUUUAUGCCGAUUUUAGUGCACAUUUGGCACAAUUUGAAGCUUUCAUAAAUGCAUUUUGUGACUAAAUUUAAGGUUGCUUCACAAAAUAGAGUUAGUGUUCUACACAUCAUGUUGCUCACUUUUUUAUAAAACAAAAUUUAAUUUUCAUGCAACUUGGUUUCAAAAUAACUAAUUCUGCUCCUUUUUUCUAAAAUAAAUGUUAAACGGGCCACAAUAUCCUAAAAAAAAUCAAUUCAAUAUCCCUACAAUGCAUAGAUCAGUAUUUAUUCAAUCAAGCAUUAUAACGAUCUAAUCCACUUUUCAAUAGAAUUAGAAAAUAGUUGUUGUUGUCUCCGUACACCGAAUUUUGUAAUAAGAAAAUGUCUGAUGAAGGACUGAGUAUGUGUUUCGAAUUAAAUUUCAAUCAAUUGUGUAGCAAGUAUUUCGCUUCUAGGUGAAGAAAUAUAUAGGCUGGACGUGUAAGUCAGACUACGUGGAGAAGAUAACAGAUAAAUUUUAAAGACGUUGGGUACUGAUUUUAAAUCUUACAAAAUUCUUAGCUUAUUUACAAAAAAAAACCUUUUAUCUUUACAAUGCUCCCCAUCAUUUUUGAACCUACUGUCAUAGAAAUCGUGUCAUAAUUAGAUGAAUUGAUAUUAGAAUAUUAGUAGACCAUAUUUUACGUCGCAUCAGACCCCAGAAUGAAAACCAAAAAAGGGAAAGGAGGAAAUUAUUGAAAAAUAACGGGAUAAUAAUUGCAACAAAGAAACAAAGCAAAACAAAAAUAUAUUUUCAUACAAACAUUGAUCACGUUAAAUUGUUCUCUAUGUCCUAAGAUUGUUCUUUUUUUUCGUACAACAGUCCAUACAAAUGAUGUACUUAUACCAUAAGCCGAAUGCAAAAGAGAGAAAG
Messenger RNA from Bradysia coprophila, 2327 nucleotides. RefSeq names its product Nedd4 family interacting protein (gene Ndfip). Gene Ontology annotation, cellular component: endoplasmic reticulum; perinuclear region of cytoplasm; Golgi apparatus. The record is from RefSeq and is a predicted model, not a curated record. NCBI's taxonomy places the organism in Eukaryota, Metazoa, Arthropoda, Insecta, Diptera, Sciaridae. Gene Ontology annotation, molecular function: WW domain binding. Gene Ontology annotation, biological process: vacuolar transport; metal ion transport; ubiquitin-dependent protein catabolic process.